AAAAUUCAGUCGCCUACCACUGAAACCGAAAAAAGAAAAAAAAGCUUCAAAUUUUCAGGCGAUUAUGGCGAUAAGCCUACCAUGGCAUCCCUUAAACCCUACUAAAACCCUAAGUUUUGCUAACCGAACAGUAAAGGUAAACCUACCUAUUCGGCAAGUUAGUUAUGUACAUGCUUUCAGGCGGAGUGAUUUUGAUGGAUUCGCUAAACGAGUAAGAUCCGGUGAAGCAUGGAAAGAUGUGUGGAGGAAUGCUAAUGAUGGUUUUGAGCAGUUUUUAUAUGAAUCUAAGAAGACUGCGGAACGUAUUGAUAGGAGAUAUGAUGUGUCAAGGAAAGUAUCGGAUGUUGCACAGUCUGCUGCUGAUCGUGCUAGAGAAAUUGAUCGUGAUUUUGAGAUUACUCGAAAGUGGCGUACUUUUUCUCUUGAUUUUAGAUCAAAUUUGCCUAGGUAUAGGAAGCAGUUGAAUGAUUUUAUGGAUACCCCGCUGGGAAGAAGUGCUGUUACAAUAUUCUUUCUGUGGUUUGCUUUAUCGGGUUGGCUGUUUCGAAUUCUGAUAAUUGCAACAUGGGUUCUACCAUUUGCUGGACCUCUUCUUAUUGGGGUUGUUGCCAACAAUCUAGUCAUCAAGGGUCAGUGCCCAUCUUGUAGGAGACAAUUUAUCGGAAACAAGAAUUCAACAGUUCGCUGUGCCAACUGUGGAAAUGUUGUGUGGCAGCCGAAAGGAGGUGACUUCUUUUCUAGAGGCAGUCGAGGAGGUACCACUUCAAAAUCCCAACCAGAUAUUAUUGAUGUCGAGUUUGAAGAAAAAUAGGUGUACACUGGUAAGCAUACGAAAGAGUAGAAUGUUGUUUGAUGACAGGUAAAACCCGAAGGCUAUUCCCAUCCCUGUCGCCGGUGAUGCCAGUCAUCUGUCCUUUCUAUGAACACAGAAACAGUAGAAUGUUGUAUAAUGCUAUCAUUUUAUUUUUCACUUCUUCUCCCCCUUUCAAUGUAUUUAGUUUUUUGCUCUUUCCCUUUUAGUGAUCACAACUUUGGUUAGUUUGUGAAACUUUAAUAUAUACAUUUGGAAUGGAAACUAAAAUAGCUGCAUUCGACUAAUGA
Messenger RNA from Solanum lycopersicum (tomato), 1101 nucleotides. RefSeq lists its product as uncharacterized. NCBI's taxonomy places the organism in Eukaryota, Viridiplantae, Streptophyta, Magnoliopsida, Solanales, Solanaceae. The record is from RefSeq and is a predicted model, not a curated record. Gene Ontology annotation, cellular component: chloroplast.